CGCGGCCGCCGCCGCCUCCUUCCCGGAGCGCCGUGCUCGCUCUGCGGCGGGCCGGGCGCGGCCUGAGGGCAGUGGCGCAUGGCGGGUUGAGCUGAGCUGAGCGGAGCGGAGCGGAGCGGAGCGGCUGCCCAGGGCCAUGGCCCUCGGCGGCAGGGCGGUGCUGCGGUGGGGGGCGCGGCUGCCGAGCCCCCGCGGCGCCGCCGCCGCCCCGCUGUGCCGUGCGGCCUGGCUGCCCGCGUGGGGCGGGCGGCGGUACAGCUCCCGCGGCGAGGAAAAAUUAGAUAUGUCGAUGUAUCCUGUUGAAAGCAUUAGAAACUUCAGUAUUAUAGCUCAUGUAGAUCAUGGCAAAAGUACACUAGCAGACAGAUUGCUGGAAAUUACAGGAACAAUUUCUAAAACUGACCGUAAUAAGCAAGUGCUGGAUAAACUGCAAGUGGAACGUGAAAGAGGAAUUACGGUUAAAGCCCAAUCUGCAUCUCUCUUUUACAAUCAUGAAGGCAUAAACUACCUCUUAAAUCUUAUUGACACGCCAGGGCACGUAGAUUUCAGCUAUGAAGUAUCGCGGUCACUAUCUGCCUGUCAAGGUGUCAUACUUGUAGUGGAUGCAAAUGAGGGUAUUCAGGCUCAGACAGUGGCAAACUUCUAUCUUGCCUUUGAAGCACAGCUUUCAAUAAUUCCUGUCAUAAAUAAGAUUGACUUGAAAAAUGCAGACCCUGAAAGAGUUGAAAAACAAAUUGAGAAGCUGUUUGAUAUCCCUACAGAUGAAUGUAUAAGGAUUUCUGCUAAACACGGAACAAAUGUUGAAAAAGUUAUUCAAAAGGUCAUUGAGAAGAUCCCACCACCCCAAUGUAAUACUGCUGAUCCAUUGAAAGCCUUAGUAUUUGACUCUACCUUUGACCACUACCGAGGUGUUGUAGCUAACAUUGCCCUCUUUGGUGGGGAGAUUGCAAAAGGGCAUAAAAUUGUGUCAGCACAUACAAAGAAAAGAUACGAAGUUCAUGAAGUUGGAAUUCUGACUCCAGAUGAACAGCCAACACAUAAGCUCUAUGCAGGACAGGUGGGGUACCUGAUUGCUGGAAUGAAAGAAGUAGCGGAAGCCCAAAUAGGAGACACACUGUUUUUGUAUAAACAGCCAGUGGAGCCUUUGCCUGGCUUUAAGUCAGCGAAGCCAAUGGUUUUUGCAGGAAUGUAUCCUAUAGAUCAAACAGAAUACAAUACUCUGAAAAGUGCUUUGGAAAGGCUGACAUUGAAUGACUCCAGUGUAACUGUUCAUCGUGACAGUAGCCUUGCCUUAGGAGCUGGAUGGAGAUUGGGUUUCCUUGGUCUUCUACAUAUGGAAGUCUUUAAUCAACGUUUGGAGCAAGAGUAUAACAUGUCUGUUAUUUUGACUGCACCUACAGUUCCCUAUAAAGCUGUUCUUUCCUCAGCAAAGUUGAUAAAGGAGUAUGGAAAAGACCAGAUUACUAUUAUCAACCCUGCUCAGUUUCCUGAUAAACUUUCAGUAUCAGAAUAUUUGGAGCCAACUGUUCUUGGUACUAUUGUAACACCUCAUGAAUAUAUUGGGAAAAUAAUUACGUUGUGUCAGGAUCGUAGGGCAGUCCAGAAGGAUAUGUUGUACAUUGAUGAAAACAGGGUUAUGCUAAAAUACCUCUUUCCACUGAAUGAAAUUGUGGUGGAUUUUUAUGAUGCUCUUAAGUCUCUCUCUUCUGGCUAUGCAAGUUUUGAUUAUGAAGAUGCAGGUUACCAAUCAGCAGACCUAAUCAAAAUGGAUAUUCUCCUAAAUGGAAAUCCAGUUGAAGAACUGGCAACUAUCAUACACAAUGAUAAGGCACGUGCUGCUGGUAAACUCCUGUGUGAACGUUUAAAAGAGACUAUUCCUAGACAGUUGUUUGAAAUAGCCAUCCAGGCUGCCAUUGGCAAGAAAAUCAUUGCAAGAGAAACGCUGAAAGCUUACAGAAAAAAUGUUGUGGCAAAAUGUUAUGGUGGAGACAUUACAAGAAGAAUGAAGCUUUUAAAGAGGCAAGCAGAAGGCAAGAGGUUGAUGAGAAAAAUUGGCAAUGUGGAGGUUCCAAGAGAUGCCUUUAUACGUGUUCUAAAGAGAGAAACUGACAAAUAGAGAUCGGUGACAUCUGAUCGUUUGCUCAGCUUUUUACAGACAGUAGCAAAGUGAGCUAAUUAGUGAUUUAUCACUGUGAGGGAACAUACUUGACUUCAAAUAGUAUGAAUUUGUGGGGAAAGAUGAAUUGAAAGGACUUAAAAUGUACAUAUACUUGUAGAUUAUUAUGAAAUUAAAGUUACUUGACUGCAUCUAAAA
This is a messenger RNA of Corvus hawaiiensis (hawaiian crow), 2314 nucleotides long. RefSeq names its product GTP binding elongation factor GUF1 (gene GUF1). The record is from RefSeq and is a predicted model, not a curated record. Gene Ontology annotation, cellular component: mitochondrion. The coding region runs from base 137 to 2116 and encodes 659 amino acids. Gene Ontology annotation, molecular function: mitochondrial ribosome binding; GTP binding; GTPase activity. Lineage: Eukaryota; Metazoa; Chordata; Aves; Passeriformes; Corvidae. Gene Ontology annotation, biological process: positive regulation of translation. The transcript has 17 exons.